CCUCUCUCUCUCCAGUGUGUGUGAGAGGGGAGUGAGUGCCGCGUGGAUCCCUCCUGAUAUUUCCAACUCGAGAGGCAGUUCUCCCUUUCUCUCUCUCUCACUCUCUCUCUCUCUCUCCCUUUCUGCAUGUGUGCUUGAGUGUGUGUGUGUGUGUGCACAGACUCUGCGUGUGCGCAACAGUGUGUGUGAGAGACGCACAGAAGAAAGAAAGAGAAAGGAAUACACAAGUUUUCUAUUAACAUCUCACUCUGCCUUUUGGGGCUCUGGGAUUUUCACACAGACAGUGAGGAUCUGUUGUUGUGGCGGCCGAAGGGGGAUUUGCGCUGUGAGGCUCUUCACUUCUUCAUCAUCAGGGGAGAGACGGCAGAGGAGGGGAGAGGCAUGUCAGGAGCACCCCUCCUGAGGAGAAACUCCAGCAAGCAGGGCUUACAGAACCUGCUGAGGGUGACAGCCCAGAGGAGCAUAGAGGAUGCCGAGGAAAUCGAGAGGGAGCGCAGACGCAGGGCACGGGAAGCCUGGCGUAAAGAGCAUGGCCUCUCUGCAACUGACGGGCCCUCCCUGGACACUGAGCCCCCUGCAGAAGCCACCCAGUCAGCCCAGAACUAUGCAAGUCCCUCAAAGACCAGUGGUACUGGGGCUCUGGAGGAGGACGAGGGCUUCAGCGAUUGGACCCAGCGCCUGGGACAGGAACGCAAGCUCAGGCUGGAGAAUGGGCGACCCGCGGAACCUGAAGCUGCUGAGCGGGGAGUAAACGGAGCGGCCAAACACACGGAAAAGAUGCGCUGCGCCUCCUCGGCCACGACGACCACGACGGCCAGGCUGCAGAGGUCACAGCAGGACAGGGAGGAGAACCAUGAGGAGGUGGGGGAGGAGGAGGACGUGCGUUUGGGAAGCAGAAUGAGUGAGAAGAAGAGGAAGGAGUUUGGGAGAAAGGAACACCAUCAGACACACAGAGAGGUACAGCAGAAGAGCAAAGACGUGGUGAACCCGAUCAAGAAGAGAGGAGAGAGUGAAAUAGCAGAUGUGGAUGAAAAGAUGAAGAAGAAGGAAGUGAUGGUGUCUUACACAUCCAAAGUCCUCGUGCAACAUGAUGCCAAGCCCAGGAACAGCAACGAAGAUAUAUCUUCUGUGGAAGAAACAGCUUCACAUGUGAUCAGAACCAAGAAGACUCUCAGAAGCCCGAGCCAGGCCCAGGCCCAGGCGCCCCGGGACGAGGAGGGGGCGUACCUGGAGACGGAGCAGAAACUGGAGAAGUUCCGGCGCAGCCACCAGGAGAAGGAGAGCCAGGAGCUGGAGCAGCUGAAGCAGAAGCAGGCCGAGGCCGAGGCCGAGCUGGAGGAGCUCAAGACGAGGAGGGAGCAGCGGCGCAGGGUCCGCGAGGAAGAGGAGCGCAAGAAGGAAGAAGAGGAGCAGCAGAGGCUGGCCAAAGAGGAGGAGGAGAGGAGACACAUGAAGGAGGAGAUCGAGAGGAGGAGGAUGGAGGCGGCCGAGAAGAGGAUGAAGAGUAUGAACACGUCCAGCCUGGAUGGGGAGGAGCUGUUCAACCCGCUCAAUCCCAAGAGUCCCACAGUGAAGAGGGAAAAUGAGGAGAGAUUGACAGCUGAGAGUACAUACUUGAUCACAGCGCGAACAGAGUCCUUGAACCGCUCUCUGAAGAAGAGCAACAGCUUCAAGAAAACCCAGCCCCCUCUGCUCCUCUCCAAGAUAGACGACAAGCUGGAGCAGUACACGCACGCGGUCGAGAGUUCCUCAAAAGAAGCCAAGCCAGCCAAGGCAGCUGUGAUGGAGGUGCUGAGUCCUCCGACGCCAGUGGCCUCCACCAAGAGCCUGUUUGAAGCCGGGGAGGCCUGGGCCCAGAAUGCCCCCCGAGGACAACCCUCUAAGGACACUGAGGGGAUUAAAGUGGGUGUGGCUGAUCUGAUAACCAACUGGGUAAAAGGGAAUCCUGACGGCAGCAACAGAAACCCAUCCAGACCUGCGGAUGUGAAACCAGGUGAUGUCCUGCACAAGAAGAAUAUGUGGGAGGUCAUUGGAGAGAACUCUUCAGGCAGACCUGGAUUAGGAGGAAAGGGCCUUUCGCCUGGGAAGAAGUACAAAUUUGUUGUGACUGGCCACGGCAAAUACGAGAAGAUCCCCAUGGAUGAUGACAAUUAUAGUGAUUUUUCAAAUGGGAAAACAGGUGAAUUAUGCCACGAUGACUUCUGAGACACCAGUGAUAGUUGGUCACCUAAAGGGAAGUAGGAUCCUGUGGUAUAGUUCUACACAAGCCUUCUCUCAUAUAUAUUGUAAACGCUCCUGCUUCAAAAAUCACGCCAUAGGCACCUGAAACUCAUGUAUUUUAUAUGUUCCCACUUGCAGUGUUAGCUCUAGCUUCGUUCUGUUGUUGUCAAGUUUUGAGAUUGAGUAAUGAGAUUUAUUUUGAUGUCUAAGAUGUCUCUCUAUGUUCGUUAUGUAUUAAAAGAAUUUAAAUGUUUCAUCCUCAAAGGCACAAAUGUUUUGUCUAUGCAAGCUUUACUGAACUCCUACCAUUUAAAUAAGCCAGUGGAUCUUCAUGAAUGAUUAUCAACGAUUUCUUCAAGGCGAUGAAAUACAUGUUAAAUUAGCAUCACGUCUGCUUUUACUUAUUCGUAAAACUAAUACUAAAACAAAUACACAUGCUGUUGUUGUCUACAUGUUUUGUGCCAAUGAUAAUGAGCAUGGUUGAACACUCUGGAUUUUCCACUCUGUACUUUUUAACCUUUUAAGCUAUUUUUGUAAUUCAGAUUGGUAUGGAGUUUGAAAAAGAGGUUCUUAUUUUUUUUUUAUCUUGCCAAUACCCUGGACAUUAUCCUGUGAUGCUAAUUGAGUGUUGCAUCCUGUGAUAACCUGAGAAUACACAUUCCAUUCAGAGAAAAAAAAACAUUAUUUUCUGUUUUACUGAUAUAUUUUCCUUCAUCACUGGUACUAAACUUUCUUCCCUUUCCAUUAUUAUUUAAUGAAUUGCAUUAUAACUCAUGAUGAUAAAAAAUGUACUGCCUUUCACAAAUAUCAAACACAUAUUUGAGAUCUUACUGAUAUGAUUAUAUGUUUCUAUAAAAGCUGAACACUGGAGUAAAACCCUCAGCAUCUUCAGUCUGGUCUAUAUCUAUAUCUAAGUGCUCUGUUUGAGGGACCUUUUUCAAAUUGUGAAAACAUUUUAGUAGGAAUAUCAUAAACUAAAUUAUCUAUAUCACAGUCAUUGUUCCUUUGAGAAAAUGAUUGUGACAUUUCUUUUAAGUCGCAAAGCUAGCUUGUUUAAUUUCAAUUCUCUAACCAUUUUGCAUUGAAACACUUACUCUAGUUCCAUCCCUGUAUCACCCCUGUUCUCAAAGCUCUGUUUUGUUCAUAUGCAAUAAAAUAUUUUAUAUGGUUGUAA
Molecule: messenger RNA, 3394 nt
Organism: Clupea harengus (Atlantic herring)
Lineage: Eukaryota; Metazoa; Chordata; Actinopteri; Clupeiformes; Clupeidae
Gene: lsp1a
Product: lymphocyte specific protein 1 a
Biological process (GO): muscle contraction
Molecular function (GO): calmodulin binding; actin binding; myosin binding
Source: RefSeq, a predicted model, not a curated record